AUGGGUGAGCUAGAAACGGGUAGAGGCCUGAAUCAAGAACUUGGCCUUAUUAAAGCCGGUGAUACUCGUUGGGGAUCUCACUACAAGUCGUUUGGAAACUUUAUUAGUCACUUUGCCUCUAUCGUUGAUGUACUUGAUGCUCUUGUUAUAUAUGCAAGUACUCCGGAUGAAAGAGUUAGUGCAUCAGGAUUUCUUAGAAGUUGUCAAACAUUUGAGACUGUUUUCUUGUUGCAUUUGAUGACUGAGGAACAAGAUAUUGCAAAUGCCAUGAUUCUUGUUAAGGUUUGCAAGAGAAGGUUGCAAGCUUUAAGAGAUAAUGAAUGGGAUCCUCUCUUAGAAAAGCAUUCUGGAUGGGAUUCACUUAAAGAAAAGGUAGAAACUUUUUGUAUCAAGCAUAAAAUUUCAUUGCCUAAUUAUGAUGAUCCAUAUGCUAACUCUGGAAGAUCACGAUGUAAAGUAGUUGAUUAUACUACUUUGCAUCAUUACCGUGUGGAUUUGUUUUAUAAAAUUAUUGAUUGGCAGCUACAAGAACUUAAUGAGCGUUUCAAUGAGGUGACUAGUGAUUUGCUUAAUGGAGUAGCUUGUUUGAAUCCAAUUGAUUCAUUUUCUAGUUCUGACAUAAAAAAGAUAGUGAGAAUGACUGAAUUAUAUCUUGAUGACUUUGAUGGAUUUAGCAUGAGUGCCCUUGAGAAUCAACUUGCUAAUUAUAUUAUUGAUGUUCGUGAUAUUGACAAAAGGUUCUCCAAUUUAGGUGGGCUUGGGGAACUUUCAAGAAAGUUAGUUGAGACAAAGAAGCAUUUAAACUAUUCUCUUGUAUUCCUUUUGGUGAAGUUUGCUUUGCUUCUACCAGUUGCCACUGCAACAGUUGAAAGAGCUUUUUCGGCGAUGAAGUUUAUCAAGAAUGACUUGCGGAAUCGAAUGGACGAUGAAUUCUUAGAUGGUUGCAUACUACCUUAUGUGGAAAAAAAAGUAUUUAAAGAUGUUUCUAAUGAGUGUAUUAUAAAAACAUUUCAAGGGAUGAAGACUCGUCGAGUGCAAUUCUAA
Lycium barbarum (goji berry) is the source of this 1044-nucleotide messenger RNA. RefSeq lists its product as uncharacterized. The coding region runs from base 1 to 1044 and encodes 347 amino acids. The record is from RefSeq and is a predicted model, not a curated record. The transcript has 2 exons. Lineage: Eukaryota; Viridiplantae; Streptophyta; Magnoliopsida; Solanales; Solanaceae.